UGGCGCCCGUGCGCAGCGGGGCGGCUGUGCGGCGCGGCGGACGCUCGGUUGGGAGCCGCGGGGCCGGCGCGUCCCGCCCUCGGAACAAUGGGAGCGGGCGCGCGCGGCGGCUGGGCCGCGCUGGUCCUAUGCGCGCUGCUGGUGCUGGCGCUGCUGAAGGCCGCCGUGGACAGCGCGGGCCUGGACGGACCUCCAGACGCAAGGAAGUUGGUGUCUCCAGGAAAUGACAGUGCUGACUCAACAGGCAACGCCACCACAGUGACCUCCAGCCACACGAGUGCGCCCCCCAACACGACGAAAGCCCUCACGCCCGCCCUGUCCCAAGUCCUCAGGACACACGCUGUCAGCACCUCGACGCCCACAGCAGCACCCGGAUUCACAACACAGGGGGCCUCCCCAAAUACGACCUCUGCCACCCACGUCUCCCACAGCGCGUCCCAGACGCCGUCCACCGCGAGCACGGCCCACAACCGUUCGGCCACCUCUGUGCCUUCAUCCGUGACAAUCACAGCAACUAUCAAUUCUAAAGAAAACCCAGGAUCGAAAUUUGAUAUUGGCAGCUUUCUCGGUGGCAUCGUAUUAACCCUGGGAGUUCUGUCGAUUCUGUACUUCGGAUGCAAAACGUACUAUUCACGAAGAGGCAUUCGGUACAGAACCAUCGAUGAACACGAUGCCAUCAUUUAAGGGACUCCAGGCACCAAUGGGAAGAUCAGUACAGCCCUAUCGAUGAAUUUGGAUGAUUCUCCUUGGAAACAGUAUACGCAUGUGAAGAUGCCUCAGGAUUGCUGAAGACAGAGUUUGGUUUCGGUUUUUAAAUGAGCAUUUGCAGUGGUUACAGUCACUUCUAAAAACACACAGACCAGUGCCGUUCUCCUUCUUGUGGUCUUGGUCACGCCGGGGGAGUAACUCACUGUGCCGGCACGUACUGACGACACAGACCUUCACUGCUCCCCAAAGCCGGCUCGGCUCUAAAGCCACACUGCAGAAAUUCCGAGUAAAUCAGGUCUCCGACACAACUUUAGUUUUAAAGCUUCACGCUUGGGUGAGAAACAAAAGGCACCACCCUGCCCCCAGCACAAGAACGUGUGGCUGAGCCCUGUUAGAGCUUGUGUCGUCAUUACAGCUUCUGUGGCACUUAGUCUGUCUUUUCCCUCUCUCAUUUCUGCACGUCCUAGCAGCGUGUUCACGAUCUCAUCCGCUUACCUUCCUACUGUGAGUGUUGCCACUGCCGGAAACUGCGCUGUUUCAUAAGCACCAGUUAACUGUAGGUUGAGUCGUAGGAUGGUUUAAUGUAGUGUAAACAUACUAACAUAAGCCCCUGUGGGAUUUCGCUAGAGUUCUAGAAGGCUGUGUGGAUCGAUGCAGGGAUAGGAGGGCACCCCUCAGGCUACUGACCUACAGGAAGAAGAUGCUGUAUUUUUGUGCACUGUUGAUUUUAUCUGAUUUGGGGAUAUACUAAAAAACCUUUAUUCCAAAUACAAAUCCUUAAGCAAUUUUUAAGACCAGAAACUUAUUCUUUAGGCCCCUCCUCUCCUGUAGAGGGGCACUUUAGGCUGUAUUAGGUUAACAGAGAAAGCACAGUAUUGUCAGGACACCAGUAUCAGUCAACUUAUGUUUGGGUGUUCAGUUUUCGAGUUUACAUUACAGCAGUCAAAACUCACGGUCAAGUUUUGACAAGAAAAAAAGCUGUUUCGGUCAUACUAAAUGACUGCGCAAAGUAAAGUACCACCACUUUCUGCCAACAAGCUAAGAUGUCCUGAUGACAGUGCGUCUACACUGAAGAGGAUGGCCCUUCUGGGACCAGCUUUUGGCCUUCAGAGAACGUCAAGAAUUUUGAUACAGGACAAUCCUUCCUAGUCACUGUGCAGCCAACUGAGGUGGUGACCAUGGGUAGUGUGGUGAGGACAGAGAGGUGGGCUGAUUGUGUAACUUGCCUACCUGGUCUUUAAACCACUUUGAUGGAUACAGUGAUGGGGGCCUUUUACCUUUUCCUCCUUUUGUCUUCUGCAUUCUUCAGUACUUGAGGUCGAACCUUGUCUUCCCUGAUACUUGCUUCUCUAGCACUUUGAAGAUGUGAAACCACUUUUUUUUAAGUACUACAGGUCAUUAUAUGCCUUUAAAGAUAGAAAUAAUGUAGUUAAUGUUUUCUCUCUGCUACCUUCAAAUACCAGUACUUGGGUGCAGUCACUUUUUUUGGUUAUCUGCAAAAAUAGAGGGAAGUGGUAACAUGAACCACUGUUUCCCUAAGCAUAAAUUUAUAUCCCAAUUAUGUUUAAAUAUUUCAUUGCAUUCUCGGAGAAUGUAUUUACUUGAAGAUACAUUAGAAUCCAAUCUGUGACUUUAAAUGUCUUUGGAUAAAGUUAACUUGCAUACAGAUAAAUGAGAGUUCGCAAUAUAGUACAGUGAGAAUUUUGUAUUUUUGAGGAGGAAAAUUUAAAGCAAAUUUUUUACCUCUUUUUUUCUUUUUCUUAUAAUGACCAGCUUUUGGUAUUUCAUGGUUACUGAGAUCUAUUUUUAGAAUAAAACUUUGUCUUCAUCUAA
Felis catus (domestic cat) is the source of this 2541-nucleotide messenger RNA. RefSeq names its product transmembrane protein 123 (gene TMEM123). The transcript is spliced from 5 exons. The record is from RefSeq and is a predicted model, not a curated record. Bases 88 to 684 code for a protein of 198 amino acids. Gene Ontology annotation, cellular component: cytoplasmic vesicle. Lineage: Eukaryota; Metazoa; Chordata; Mammalia; Carnivora; Felidae.